Gamsiella multidivaricata is the source of this 7028-nucleotide messenger RNA. RefSeq lists its product as uncharacterized. NCBI's taxonomy places the organism in Eukaryota, Fungi, Mortierellomycota, Mortierellomycetes, Mortierellales, Mortierellaceae. Gene Ontology annotation, molecular function: iron ion binding; iron-sulfur cluster binding; FMN binding. The transcript is spliced from 6 exons. Bases 419 to 6703 code for a protein of 2094 amino acids. The record is from RefSeq and is a predicted model, not a curated record.
CUUCCUUCCUUCUUCAUUGCCACUGCUGCUUGCUUCUCCCUCCCACUCCUCCCUCUCUCUCUCUCUCUUUCUUUCUUCUCGUCUUUACUUUGCCUGUACUUCUUUCUUCUUUCUUUCUUUCAUUCUUUCUUUCCUUGUACAAUCCUCCCCUAAAAGCUACAUCCAACUUUCCAUAAUACCCUCAAAGAGACUGCUCACCUCUUUUUUGUAUUACAAGUCGGAUCGAUCCCUCUUCAUCUCCUCUGCUUAGCCAUCCAUACCUUGUAUUAAUUACUCCCCCCAGUCUUGUAUUCAUCUGUCGCUGUCGACCUCGCCUGUACCAUCUCCUCUUCCUUAAGCAACAUCAGUAGCAUCCCCACCCCAGACACCCCCCACUCUUUUACUCUUUUCCCCCGCUUCUCUCGCUUCGUAAACAAAAAUGGAAGACUUCAUGAACAAGAACAACGUCGAGAGCAACAGCUCCUGGGCUGGUGCCCUCCCCGUCGCCCAGGGUCUCUACGAUCCCGAGAACGAGAAGGACUCCUGCGGUGUCGGCUUCAUCGCCAACAUCAAGGGCGAGCACUCGCACCGCAUCCUCAAGGAUGCCUCCAGCAUUCUCUGCAACAUGACCCAUCGUGGUGCCACCUCUGCUGAUCCACGCGACGGUGAUGGUGCCGGUGUCAUGACUGGCAUGCCCCACACCUUCAUGAUGGAAGAGGCCCACCGUCUCAACAUCACCCUGCCCGCACAAGGCGAGUACGCCGUCGGAAACGUCUUCCUCCGACCUGACGAACCUCAUGUGCACGAGCAGAAAUCCAUCUUUGAGUCUAUCGCUCAGCAGAACGGACUCAAGGUUCUUGGCUGGCGUAUCGUCCCCGUCGAUAACUCCAUCCUCGGACCCUCUGCAAAGUCCAAGGAGCCCUCGAUCCAGCAACCUUUUGUCAUCCUCGACCCUGCUGUCCACCACGCCUUUGAUAACAAGCGCUUCCAGCGCCAGCUCUAUCUGUUGAGGAAGCAGGCCACUCAUGCGAUCACCCUCAAGAACUGGUUCUAUAUCUGCUCCCUUUCGAACCAGAACAUUGUCUACAAGGGUCAGCUUUCGCCCGUUCAGGUGUACGACUUUUUCUACGAUUUGCAGAACCACAAGUACCUGACCCACUUUGCCCUGGUCCACUCCCGUUUCUCGACAAACACCUUCCCCUCCUGGGAUCGUGCCCAGCCCAUGCGAUGGGCUGCUCAUAACGGUGAGAUCAACACCCUUCGCGGUAACAAGAACUGGAUGCGCGCCCGCGAGGGUGUCAUGCACUCGGACUACUUUGGCAACGAUCUCCAAAAGUUGUUCCCCAUCAUUGAGGAGGGCGGCUCCGACUCCUCCGCCUUUGACAACGUCCUCGAGUUGCUUGUCGUCAACGGUGUCCUCACCCUCCCCGAGGCCAUCAUGAUGAUGUUGCCCGAGGCAUGGCAGUCAAAUGCCAACAUGGAGCCCGAGAAGAAGGCUUGGUACGAAUGGGCUGCCUGUCUCAUGGAGGCCUAUGACGGUCCUGCCCUCAUGACCUUCUCGGACGGUCGCUACUGCGGUGCUUCUUUGGACAGAAACGGUCUCCGUCCCUGCCGCUUCUACAAGACCACCGAUGGCUUGAUGAUCUGUGCUUCCGAGGUUGGUACCAUCAACAUCGCCCCUGAACGCAUUCUUGAGAAGGGCCGUCUCCAGCCCGGAAAGAUGCUUCUGGUUGAUACCUUGGAGGGUCGUGUUGUCGACGAUCGCGAGCUCAAGCUGUCGAUCGCUUCCCGCCAGAACUUCCGCCAGUGGGUUGACGAGCAGAUGUUGUCUGUCGAUGACGCCGUCGCCAACGCUCCCAAGUUCGACGUCAUGUCGUCGGUCGAUGAUGUUCCUCUGACCCAGGAUCCUCGUCUUCUCGCCUUCAAGCUGACCAUCGAGCAGCUCAACCUCUUGCUCAUGCCCAUGACCACCGAUGGAAAGGAGGCUUUGGGAUCCAUGGGUAACGACGCCCCUCUUGCCUGUCUCGCGACUGAGCCCCAGAUCAUCUUUGACUAUUUCCGUCAGCUGUUCGCCCAGGUCACCAACCCUCCCAUUGAUCCUAUCCGCGAGGAGAUUGUCAUGAGUCUUGAGUGCUAUGUUGGACCCGAGGGCAAUCUGUUGGAGAUGGACCAAAGCCAGUGCCACAAGCUGAAGCUGCCCACACCUGUCCUUUCCCUGAAUGAGAUGGAGGCCAUCAAAAACUUUGACAUCACUCGCGCUGACUGGAAGACUCGUGUGAUCGACAUUACCUUCCUCAAGUCCGACGGCCCUGCCGGAUAUGUUCCAUGCCUCGAGCGUGUCUGCGAGGAGGUCUCUGCUGCCAUCCAGGACGGUGUCAAGAUCGUCGUCCUGUCCGACCGCGGUGUCUCUCCUGAGCGUGUUGCUAUCUCCUCCUUGAUCGCUACUGGAGGCGUUCAUCACUACCUCGUCAGGGAGAAGAAGCGUUCUCGUGUUGCUAUCGCCGUCGAGACGGCUGAGGCUCGUGAGGUCCACCAUGCCUGUGUCCUCCUUGGAUAUGGUGCUGAUAUGAUCUGCCCUUACCUUGCGCAGGAGGCUAUUAUCAAGCUGUAUCGUGAGAAUUCUCUUCGCUCGGAGGCUGGUCCCGAGAAGCUCAUCAAGAACUACAUCAAGGCUACUAGCAACGGUAUUUUGAAGGUCAUGUCCAAGAUGGGUAUCUCGACACUGCAGUCCUACAAGGGUGCUCAGAUCUUCGAAGCCUUGGGCCUCGAUGAACCAGUCAUUGCCCGCUCGUUCGCCGGCACUGCCUCCAGAAUCAAGGGUGUUGGCUUUGAUAUCCUUGCCUUGGAUGCCUUUGCUCUCCAUGAGCGUGCCUGGCCUUCGCGCCAGACCGUCGCUAUCGAGGGCAUCCCCGAGUCUGGCGAUUAUCACUGGCGUAACGGUGCCAUUCCUCACAUCAAUGACCCCGACGGUAUUGCCAACCUUCAGGACGCUGUUCGUCGCAAGAACGACAACGCUUAUGAGGCCUAUUCUCAAAAUGCUUUCCAGCAGAUCAAGAGCUGUACUCUGCGUGGCAUGCUUGAGUUUGAUUUCUCAAAGGCUAGGCCCAUCCCCGUUGAUGAGGUUGAGCCCUGGACUGAGAUUUGCAAGCGCUUCUGUACUGGUGCUAUGAGUUAUGGUUCCAUCUCCAUGGAGGCCCACUCGACUUUGUCGAUUGCCAUGAACCGCAUCGGAGGCAAGUCCAACUCUGGAGAGGGAGGAGAGGAUCCCGAGCGCUCCAACCCACGCGAGAACGGAGACUCUCUCCGCUCUGCCAUCAAGCAGAUUGCCUCGGGUCGCUUCGGUGUCACCUCGUACUACCUCUCUGAUGCCGAGGAGAUCCAGAUCAAGAUGGCUCAGGGAGCUAAGCCCGGAGAGGGCGGUGAAUUGCCUGGCCACAAGGUUUCGGACGAGAUCGGAAAGACCCGUCACUCGACUCCUGGCGUCGGCCUCAUCUCGCCUCCUCCUCAUCACGAUAUCUACUCGAUUGAGGAUCUGAAGCAGUUGAUUUACGACGCCAAGGCUGCUAACCCUCGCGCCAGAAUCUCUGUCAAGUUGGUCUCGGAGGUCGGUGUCGGUGUCAUUGCCAGCGGUGUUGCCAAGGCCAAAGCCGACCACAUCCUCAUCUCUGGUCACGAUGGUGGCACGGGAGCCUCGCGCUGGACUGGUAUCAAGUAUGCCGGUCUUCCUUGGGAACUGGGUCUUGCUGAGACCCACCAGACGUUGGUCUUGAACGAUCUCCGUGGACGUGUUGUCGUCCAGACUGAUGGUCAGAUCCGUACUGGCCGCGAUGUUGCCAUUGCCUGCUUGCUCGGUGCUGAGGAAUGGGGUUUCGCCACCACGCCCUUGAUCGCCAUGGGAUGCACCAUGAUGCGUAAAUGCCACCUGAACACCUGCCCUGUUGGUGUUGCUACCCAGGAUCCUUACCUCCGUGAGAAAUUCGCUGGUUCGCCCGAGCAUGUCAUCAAUUUCUUCUACUAUGUUGCCGAGGAGUUGCGUACCAUCAUGGCCAAGCUUGGUUUCCGCAGCAUCAACGAGAUGGUUGGACGCACCGAUGUCCUCUGCGUCGAUGAGAGCCGCCGCAACCCCAAGACCGCCAACAUUGAUUUGUCUCCCAUCCUGACCCCUGCCUUCACUCUCCGCCCUGGUGCCGCCACCUACAAGGUCCGCAAGCAGGAGCACAUGCACCACACUCGCCUCGACAACAAGUUCAUUAGUGAGGCCCAGGAUGCCCUGAACACUGGCAAGCGUGUGGAGCUCGACGGCAAGGUCGUCAACACUGAUCGUGCCCUCGGUACCACGAUCUCGUACCACGUCAGCACCAAGUACGGCGAGAGCGGUCUCCCCGAUGACACGAUCCACAUCAACCUCAAGGGUUCUGCUGGUCAGUCGCUCGGUGCUUGGUUGGCUCCUGGUGUGACCAUUGAGCUUGAAGGAGACUCGAACGACUAUGUCGGUAAGGGUCUUUCCGGUGGUCGCCUCAUCAUCUACCCACCCAAGACCUCGACCUUCAAGAGCGAGGAGAACGUCAUUAUCGGAAACACCUGCUUGUACGGUGCCACCAGCGGUAAGGCGUUCUUUGGAGGUAUUGCUGCCGAGCGUUUCGCUGUUCGUAACUCGGGCGCUACUGCCGUUGUUGAGGGUACUGGUGAUCACGGAUGCGAGUACAUGACUGGAGGUCGCGUCGUUGUUCUCGGCUCGACUGGACGCAACUUUGCUGCCGGUAUGUCUGGUGGUAUCGCCUACGUUCUCGAUAUGAAUGGAGACUUCAAGUCCAAGGUCAACAUGGAGAUGGUUCAGUUCGAGACUGUCAACGACGAGGAGGAGGUUGCCUGGUUCAAGGACACGUUGGAGGACCACCGCCACUACACCGGCUCUGCCAUUGCUGAUCGCGUCCUCAAGAACUUGGGCCAGUACCUGCCAAAGAUCGUCAAGGUCAUGCCUACGGACUACAAGAAGGUCUUGGAUGCCCAGCGCGCCGCCAAGUUGGCUGCUGCCACCGCUCAGCGCUCUGAAAUCGUGACCCCAGUUCUGACUGCCGCUCCCUUGGCUGCCAAGCCCAAGCCCAACGAGCCCGCUCUCGUCGAUCUCGAGGACUCGAUGGUCGAUACUGAGACUUACAAGAAGCGCAGUGAGAUGGUUGACAAGGUCCGCGGCUUCAUGAAAUACAAGAGACGUGGCGAUGCUUAUCGCAACCCCAAGAAGCGCACCAAGGACUACAAAGAGAUCUCUGCCCGUCUCUCUGACGGCGAGCUCCAGGUCCAGGCUGCCCGCUGCAUGGACUGCGGUGUUCCAUUCUGCCAGAGCAACACUACUGGAUGCCCCAUUGGUAACAUCAUCCCCAAGUGGAACGACUUGGUCUUCAAGGAUCAGUGGGAGGAGGCCCUCAACCGUCUGUUGAUGACCAACAACUUCCCCGAGUUUACUGGCCGUGUCUGCCCCGCCCCCUGCGAGGGAUCUUGUGUUCUUGGUAUCAACGAGCUUCCUGUUGCUAUCAAGUCGAUCGAGUGCGCCAUCAUCGACCGCGGCUUCGAAAUGGGUUGGAUGAAGCCCCGCCCCCCAAGCGUCCGCACCGGCAGGAAGAUCGCGAUUAUCGGAUCUGGUCCCGCUGGUCUGGCUGCUGCUGAUCAGUUGAACAAGGCUGGUCACUCGGUCACUGUCUACGACCGUAACGACCGCUUCGGAGGUCUUUUGAUGUACGGUAUUCCCAACAUGAAGUUGGACAAGGGCAUUGUCCAGCGCCGUAUCGAUCUUAUGGCUGCUGAGGGCAUCAACUUUGUUCCCAACACCCACGUCGGAGUCACCCAUGACGUCAACGAGAUCCGCAACGCAAACGACGCAUUGGUUCUGGCGACUGGUGCUACCUGGCCUCGUGAUCUGCCCAUUGCCAACCGCAACUUGGAUGGUAUUCACUUUGCCAUGGAGUUCUUGCAGCUCAACACUCAGUCGCUCUUGGACUCUGACUUGAACGACGGCAAGUACAUCUCGGCCAAGGGCAAGCACGUCAUUGUCAUUGGAGGAGGAGAUACGGGAUGCGACUGCAUUGCUACCUCUCUUCGCCACGGAGCAGCCUCGAUCGUCAACUUUGAGUUGCUGCCCCAGCCCCCAGCGACCCGUGCCAAGGACAACCCAUGGCCCCAGUUCCCUCGUGUCUUCAAGCAGGACUAUGGUCACUCUGAGGUCCAGUCGCACUUUGGAAAGGAUCCUCGUGAAUACUCGAUCGUCACCAAGGAGUUCGUAUCGGACGGCAACGGCAAGGUCAAGGGCUUGAACACCAUCCGCGUCGAGUGGACCCAGGAUGCCAGUGGUCGCUGGUCGAUGAAGGAGAUGGCAGGCACUGAGCAAUACUUCCAGGCUGACUUGGUCUUGCUUUCGAUGGGCUUCAUGGGCCCAGAGGCCGAUCUCUUGAAGGCAGUCGGCGUUAAGCUCGACGGUCGCUCGAACGUGGAGACGCCCAAGGGCAGCUACAAGACCAGCGUUGGCAACGUCUUUGCUGCUGGUGAUGCCCGUCGUGGUCAGUCUUUGAUUGUUUGGGGCAUCAACGAGGGUCGCCAGUGCGCUCGUGAGGUUGAUGAGUACUUGGUCGGAAACACACUCUUGCCCGUCACCGGAGGUCUUCAGCAGCGUUCAUUGAAGGCAUUGACGCUAGAGGCCCACCAGCAGCCCCCCGCAAUUGUUGCUGCAUAAGUUAUGCAUGCGGUGAACAGCAGGAGUACAACAACCAACAACACACUUUAAAAAGAGAAAGAUAUCCAGCGGAGAGACAGAAUUAUCAGCGACAAGGGGAAAAUUCAAUUUUCUUUUGAGGAGCAUGGACACCAUUGAGCCGGAGUCUAUUCAACACUCAACAGCAAGCGAGGGAUCCCCUUUGGAGCCGCAUUUUUCUUUUCUUUUCCCAAUAUACAUAGCCAUCUCGCUCUCUUUUUUCCCCACUAAUCGCAAACAUUUGUAAAAUAGCAAAAAGAACAAAAAUACUUGCAGUGCAUAUUGAACCAUAGAAAAUAAAUAUUCC